Mycena indigotica is the source of this 2412-nucleotide messenger RNA. RefSeq lists its product as uncharacterized. Lineage: Eukaryota; Fungi; Basidiomycota; Agaricomycetes; Agaricales; Mycenaceae. Gene Ontology annotation, molecular function: polygalacturonase activity. Bases 1 to 2412 code for a protein of 803 amino acids. The transcript is spliced from 20 exons. The record is from RefSeq and is a predicted model, not a curated record.
AUGGCUAUAGAGCUGUUGCAACCAACCGCAACUCCUAAUCUGCUCUUCGCUUCGUCAUCUGUCUGUCCUGCUGAGGCGAGUACUUUAGCUGAGCAGCUCCAAGCAAUCCAUUACCAUUUCUUCCCUCGUGCUGCGAUGAAAGUUGCCAGUGUUUUGCUCAGCCUCCUCCUUAGGAUGAGCAUUCUGGCGUCCUCUCAAGCAGUGGAACCCGGUUUUGCCUCGUCCAAUGAUACGUUCUGGCUCCAGGCUAUCAAGCACCAAGGAAAGUCGGCAUAUAACUCGGACGCUACAUACGAAGUUUUCCGCAAUGUCAAAGACUUCGGCGCCAAGGGAGAUGGCGUCACGGAUGAUACAAACGCUAUCAAUGCUGCUAUCUCUUCCGGUCAUCGUUGCACGAGCAACUCUUCCACGCAUGCUCCCAUUUCCCGAGUUUCAAGAACGUACCUGGUGUCGAAGGCGAUCAUAGCCUACUAUUACACUGUGCUCAUUGGUGAUGCCAAAAACCCGCCGACUCUGCUUGCAGCAGCAUCGUUCACCGAUAUAGCAGUCAUCGACGCCAACCCUUACUUGGCCGGAGGGCAACAGUGGUAUGUUAACCAAAACAACUUCUUUCGAUCGAUACGCAACUUUAUCAUCGACACCCGACUCAUUCCGCCAGAAAACAGCGGUACUGGGAUUCACUGGCAAGUUGCACAAGCUACCUCACUCGUGAAUAUCCACUUCUAUAUGUCGGAUGCCCCCAACUCGGCACAUCAAGGUAUUUUCAUGGAGAACGGCAGUGGGGGAUUCAUGGGCGAUCUUGUUUUCGAUGGAGGCAAGUUCGGAAUGUGGGUUGGAAAUCAGCAAUUUACUGUUCGCAAUGUCACCAUCAAUAACGCUCAGAUUGCCAUACAAGGUGUUUGGGCCUGGGGCUGGACCUUCCAAGGACUUAUCAUUCGAAAUUGUUCAAUUGGUUUUGACCUUCUAAGCGGUGUUGGUGCCGAGGCAAUCAUUGACGCUAAAGUUUAUGAUACGCCCAUAUUCGUGCGGACCCCCGCUCCCAGCAAUGGCAAACUUGUAGGCUCGCUCGUUCUGAACAAUGUUCAUCUCCACAACGUAGCCACCGCGGUGGGCGUUGUUGGCGGAGCAGUCGUUCUAGCUGGCGGAGCAGAAGUUGUCAUUGACUCUUGGGUGCAAGGCAACGUUUAUAAGGGCAACAAUCCCGUCGGAAAAUUCAACCAAAAUCUGGUGCAACCCGUCACAAAACCAGUGGCCGUUCUCAGUAGCACAGGCGAAAUAUUUGGGAGGAUGCAUCCGCAGUACGAGAAUUACCAUGUCAGCCAGUUUGUCAGUGUUCGCGAUCAUGGAGCUUCCGGAGAUGGGACGACCGACGAUACUGCAGCUUUGCAAGCCGUGUUGAACAAGUUUGCGGGGACCAACAUCAUCUUCUUUGACGCUGGAACGUAUAUUGUAAAGUCAACACUCACCAUUCCUGCUGGGUCUCGUAUCGUUGGCGAAGCGUGGUCGAUCAUCUCUGGCGCAGGCCCGGCAUUUCAAGACCAGGAGAACCCUCAAGUAGUCGUCAGGGUCGGUGCACCUGGUUCGCGCGGAGUUGUCGAGAUCACAGACAUCGUUUUUUCGACUGUCGGCCCAGCUCCUGGAGCUAUCGUUGUUGAAUGGAAUAUCCACGAAUCCGAGCUUGGCUCUGCUGGCGCAUGGGACACGCACAUUCGUCUUGGUGGAGCCGCGGGAACAAAUCUGGAGACUGAGCAGUGCAAAGCGGACACCGGACAAGACGUGCCGAAGUCCAUAGCGGCUUUCAUGGCCCUCCAUUUAACCCCAAGCUCAACGGCGUAUCUUGAGGGUCUCUGGGUGUGGACUGCCGACCAUGAGUUGGACCAAGAUGGCACUUCACUCCUGAACAUCUUCGCCGGUCGCGGUAUUUUGUCAGAAUCACAGGGACCAGUCUGGCUAGUUGGUACUGCUGCUGAGCAUUUCUUCCUCUAUCAAUACCAAUUCUUCAAAGCGCGAAACCACUACGUAGCGCUGAUGCAAACAGAGACACCUUACUUCCAGCCAUACUCUGACAACUUCCCCCAUCCAUUCACCUUGUCGAAGCAAUAUAAUGACCCGCCCAUUCCACCGAAUCUCCAGCAAGCGUGGGCUGCCCUCGUUCGCAGUUCGUCCGACAUAUUCAUCUUCGGUGCGGGUCUCUAUAGCUUCUUCUCCAACUACUCGAAGGCUUGCAUCGAUACCCGAGAUUGUCAAACGCACAUUUUGGACAUCGACAAAGCGUCUUCAUCUGUGGAGGUGUUCAGUUUGGCGACAGUAUCGAGUCGUUUCCAGAUAAGCAUGGAUGGGGUGGGCGUGGUAAACGAGAAAGACAACAAUGGAACAGGGUUUGCAUCGACCGUGACGAGAUGGUCCAACUAA